AUUAUAUACGUAUACAAUUUAAAAAGUAUAAUAUAUAUUUUUUAAUGUCACUUUGAUAGGCAACAAAAUUUUCUGCACCUGGGUGUGCGUUUGUGUGUGUUUGUAAGUGUAUGUGUGUGUGUGUGUGGGACAUACAUAUAUACAUAUAUAUGGUCGUUGAUCCCUGGUUAGAAGAGACAGUACUCCGGAGUUUCUCGUCAGUCGAUCGGCGAACUUCGACCACGAAGGUCGUCGAGACGCGGCGAUAAAUGCGACGCGAAUAUAUUCGCCAUUCGCCGCGAGUGCGAUGCUUUAAUUAUAAUUAAAUCUGAUGGAUCGGACGAAGGACAAUGAGUUACCAUCGAGCUCGAUCUCGCACGCGAAUAAACGGCUUUUGGAGCUGGACCUCGAUUAUUUGGAGAGAAGAGGCGGAAAUACAAUAACUUACGAGGGCGCCGAGGGAAGCUCGAAGGAGGAGGAUAGCCCCGCGGACACGUUAGAUCGCGUUAAGGUCAUCUUCCUGGGCGCACCCGGCGUGGGAAAGACGAGCAUAAUCCGACAAUUUGUUUGGAGCGAGUUCUCCGAGGAGUACAGACCGACCGAGAGACGGGAGACGUUCUACCCGAGCGUGGUGCUGGCCGAUCGACUGUACGAAUUGAAGAUCACCGAUCUGCCCACCAUCCCGUACUUCCCGGUCAGCUCGCACCUGGAAUGGACGGACUUCCGCUAUUACGGGCUGCGGAGCGCGACGGCGUACGUGCUCGUGUUUGAUCUCAGCAAUCAGGACACGUUUCAGUACAUUAGGACGUUGCGGGAGCAAAUCUACGAGGCGCGCGACAUGAGAGGCGUACCCCUGCUGGUGGUCGGGAACAAGCAGGACGAGCUGUCGCAGUCGGCCGCCUCCGGAACCAGGUACAGGGACAUCGUGAACCUCGUCCGGAAGCACUGGAGAUGCGGCUACGUCGAGUGCAGUGCCAGAUUUAACUGCCGCGUGGUGCAGGUAUUUCGGGAACUGAUGAAGAGCAUACAGUCCAUAGAGGGUAGGCCGAACUCGCCGUCACCCGCGGCCGCGCAGCCGAUGCGAUCCCAUCCGCACGAAACCAGCGAGAGGUGCAUUCUUCUCUGACAUUAAGAUCAACCGCUUCCCCGUUACGAGGCAGGCUCGAUUAACAAUGCAACAACGCACCGCGUACUCUCGUCCGCGGCAGUUCGGGAGGGAUACCCCAGGGGGGGGGGGGUGGCUUUCCUCCUCGAGAGGAAACGCGCGCAAUCACGCGCGUGGACGAGCGGUUUCGAAAUAAGCGACAAUAAUAAUCGAGAUUACUACUAUGUGUCCGCGGCGUCUACUCGCUGCGACACGCGAAUUAACCCGCCACUCGAAUGUAAUUGGAGAUUUCGUAAUCCGAGCGAGGGUUACUGAGGCUGGCCGAGAUCUCUCGGCCGCGGUUCAACUGGGGAAGGGGGGAGGAGAAAAGGAGAAUCCGCCUCCCCCUUCCCGUUCGCACUUUUUAUAUUCGCGCAUUUAAUCGUACACUCGCGAAUCUAACGAGUCUCUUUUACACGAUCGAUUACGACACUGACGACACGAUAUAUUAUAACAGUAAUUGUUUAGGCAAAUUCAAUUUUGCGCUGUAUAAUUACUUUCGCGUGUGUUCCGUUGAAAUUACGUUAACAUCGAUUUCUGAUGAAUUCCGUUCCCCCGGGAACGGAAUGGAAUCGCGCAUAGGAAUUAAACGCGCGCUAGAGUGCUCAGAAGAAGCAAUUAAUUGUUAAAUAGCGUUAAAAGUUAUAUAGCGAGGCUACGUGAGUUAACUGUUAAGGCAAGGAAGGUAGCGGGGCGCGGCGCGGAACUUUCCCCCUCGGCUCAACCCCUUCUCCCGCGUUUCGGCCUAAUUAUAAUCACGCUGUUAGGUAGGAAACCCGACGAAGCAAUAGCGUAUACAUAUGUACACAUACACACAUAUAUUUUACUAUGCUGUUAAGAGAGUUAUCAAUCGGUUAUCAAGCGUUAAGCGGGAAGGCGAUCUGGUCGAUCGCGAAGGAAACGUAUAUAAUCGUUAAUCAUAUUAUCGAGAUGUUGCAUACACAUAUUACAUAGGCAUGUAUCAUGGUGUUAGCGUUGUUACCGUUUGUAUGUACUCUAAGACGAGAUGCUACGUGCACACGUAAUUUCUAUACCUUGAGUCUCUCUCUCUCACUUUCUCUUACUCUCUCUCUCUCUCUCUUUCUCUCUCUUUCUCUCGAGAUAAAAUGCAUCUCUUCAGGAUUCAUUGCGAUCGAGACGCAUCAGAGAGAAAGAGAGAGAGAGAGAGAGAGAAAGAGACAGCAAUAAAGAGAGCGCGUUAUUAUCUGUUAUUACGUUUGAACGCGUUCGAACGCGCUGUUGUAUAAAGUCAUAUAGCGCGACAGCGGCAUAUAAGAGAUACGUAAGAUCGCUCAAUUUGCACAAAUGUGCAGCAACAACGUUUAACCCGGAACCGUUUUGUAACUCGGCGCGAGCAGCGGCAGCCGCGAAACCGGCGGACCGGCAGGGUGAUAUGCGAGCCCUUGUUUUGUAUGCACACACGCACGACGUUCACAAUAAAAACCAGUGAGAUAUUAAAAUA
Molecule: messenger RNA, 2585 nt
Organism: Monomorium pharaonis (pharaoh ant)
Lineage: Eukaryota; Metazoa; Arthropoda; Insecta; Hymenoptera; Formicidae
Product: ras-like protein family member 10B
Exons: 5
Coding region: 311-1105 (264 amino acids)
Molecular function (GO): GTPase activity; GTP binding
Source: RefSeq, a predicted model, not a curated record